Messenger RNA from Eimeria tenella, 1389 nucleotides. RefSeq names its product dihydrolipoyl dehydrogenase protein, putative. Lineage: Eukaryota; Apicomplexa; Conoidasida; Eucoccidiorida; Eimeriidae. The annotation marks the transcript as partial. Gene Ontology annotation, molecular function: flavin adenine dinucleotide binding; dihydrolipoyl dehydrogenase (NADH) activity. The record is from RefSeq and is a predicted model, not a curated record. The transcript is spliced from 6 exons. Gene Ontology annotation, cellular component: mitochondrion; oxoglutarate dehydrogenase complex.
GAAGAACCCUACGAUGUUGCUGUUGUGGGGCUCGGAGUGGGGGGCCAUGCUGCUUGUUUGCAUGCAAAGUCUUUGGGGCUUCGCGUAGCAGCAAUUAGUGGAGGUGACCCUGGGGGCACUUGUGUGAACAGGGGCUGCGUCCCCAGCAAGGCUUUGCUGGCAGCAGCAAGAAGGGCCCGCCUGCUGCAGCAGCAGCAGCAGCUGCAGCAAAUGGGUCUCCACCUCGACCCUGCUGCUGUCCGCUUCGACCCCCAGCAGACCGGCCAGUACGCCCUCGGAGUCGCAGCCAAGGUGCGAGGGGGGCUGCUGGGAUCGUUGGGAUCGCACGGGAUCCCGGUGAUCGACGCCAUCGCUCGCGUGGGGUCUGGAGGAGUUUUGGAGUUGGAUCCCACGGCCUCCUCGCCGCCCCACACGCCCCGCAAGUUGCAUGCAAAGAACAUAAUCCUGGCCCCGGGAUCGGUUCCCUUCGUGCCCCCCGGCGUCGACCUGCAGCAGCAGCAGCAGCAGCAGCAGCAGCAGCAGCAGCAGCAGAUCAUGACCAGCGACACCGCCGUGGGCCUCCCCCUCAUGCCUUCCUUCCUGGCCAUUAUUGGCGCCGGCUAUAUAGGCCUUGAGUUUGCAGAAGUCUUCGGGGCCUUGGGAUCGGAGGUGACUCUCAUUGAGGCUGGGGAUCGUCUCCUCCCGGGGAUCGAUCCCACCAUCGCUCGCGCAGCAGAGCGCCUGCUGCUGCACAAGGACCCCCAGCGGCCCACGCGGCUGCUCACCGGCACUUUGGCCGCCUCUGGCCUGGGUCUUGAGGAGUUGGGAGUAACAUUGAAGCGGGGGGGCUUUGUGCCGGUGGACGCAUGCAUGCGUGUUGUGCGUGUGGAGCUGGCGCAUGCAGCAGCAGCACAAGCUGUGACUGCUGUGGAGGCGAUUGCGGGGCGCUUUGUGCCUUUCAAUGCCCGCGAAGUUCCCGCGGCCUGCUUCACGGACCCGGAGAUUGCCUUCGUCGCGGACGCAGGCAGCUGCGUGCAUGCACGCAGGCAGCUGCAGGCGGCUGCAGGCAGCUGCAUGCAUGCACGCAGGCAGGCGGAGGCGCGGCAGCUGGGGCAGCUGUGGGGCUUCCGCGUGGGGGCCUGCGAGAGCAGCUUCCGCGCGAACUCCAAGGCCCUCGCCGAGGCCGAGCCCGAGGGCCUCCUGAAGGCCCUCUGGCGCGAAGACACGGGGCUGCUGCUGGGCUGCCACGCCGUGGGGCCCCACGCGGCGGAGCUGCUGCAGCAGUGCGCGAACGCGAUGGCCGCGGGCGCCUCUGUGGGGAAAUUGGCCCAAACGCCCCACACCCACCCCACCCUCAGCGAGGCCCUCCUCGCCCUCUGGAAGCAGGCCGCCGGGCUGCUGCCCCACUGA